AUGGAUGAAGAGCAUGUCGAUGCCAUGCUCACCCAAUAUCCUGGCGAUGACACCCGCCCUACCAGCCGGCGGGAGCUUGCUGGCUGGUACUGUUAUGGAUGGGCUGCAGAGGUCUUCACAGUGUGCGCCAUGGGCUCGUUUCUUCCCAUUACGCUAGAGCAGAUGGCUCGAGACCGGGGGUUCCUUCUAUCAGACAAGACAACCCCAUGUAGCGCUACUUGGAAUCCCUCUGGGCAGGCAUCUGUCCAUGGAGCUCUCUCAUACAAAGCCCAGACGGACACCAGUCAAUGCAUCAUCUAUGUCCUCGGCGCUGAGAUCAACACCGCCAGCUUUGCCUUGUAUACGUUUUCCCUGAGCGUCUUGGUUCAAGCCAUCCUCAUCAUCUCUAUGUCGGGCGCAGCCGAUCAUGGGAGCUAUCGAAAAACGCUUCUUGUCACAUUUGCCUUUGGCGGCUCAGUCGCGACGAUGCUAUUCCUUGUCGUGGUUCCAAAAGUUUAUCUCCUUGGUGGCCUACUCGCAGUCGUUGCAAAUACCUGCUUUGGUGCGUCUUUUGUCCUUUUGAACUCAUUUCUGCCUGUCUUGGUUCGUCAUCAUCCAUCAACACACGAGAGGAUCGAACGUGUGCCCUCGUCUGGUCAUGUUACGGAACCCUCUGGUCAAGAAUCUCUGCCAUCUCGACCAGGAUCCAUCCGCCAGACGACCCCCGUUGCAUCUACCCCACUACUUGGGCCGACUGGAGAGGGGAGACAGAUGUCCUCCACCACGAGUACUUCUUCAGAACUCCAACUUUCCACCCAAAUAUCUUCCUUUGGGAUCGGCAUAGGCUAUAUCGGCGCAGUGAUCUUGCAGCUCAUCUCCAUUUUUGUUGUGAUGACUAUCCGUCAAACAACCUUUUCUCUAAGACUGGUGCUCUUCCUUAUCGGGCUGUGGUGGUUCGUCUUUACCAUACCGGCCCUUCUGUGGCUGCGUGCCCGGCCGGGUCCACCGUUGGUGGACAGUGACGGGAAGCCACUUCACUCCUGGAGUGGGUAUAUGGUUUAUGCUUGGAUGUCUCUCGGGAAAACAGCCAUGCGGGCGCGACAACUCAAAGACAUUGUGCUCUUUCUAGCCGCAUGGUUUCUCCUUAGCGAUGGCAUUGCUACUGUCAGUGGGACUGCAGUACUGUUUGCUAAAACGCAGCUCAACAUGAAGCCCGCUGCGCUCGGAAUGAUCAAUGUGAUUGCCAUGAUCUCUGGGGUAUUCGGAGCAUUUUCCUGGAGCUAUAUGUCGAGUCUUUUCAACCUUCGGGCCUCGCAGACGAUCAUUGCAUGCAUUGUCUUGUUCGAACUCAUUCCGAUCUAUGGAAUGCUCGGGUUUGUCCCGGCUGUGCAGCGCUGGGGGUUUGGUCUCCAGCAACCGUGGGAAAUGUAUCCGCUGGGUGCUGUCUAUGGUUUAGUCAUGAGCGGUCUAUCAUCAUAUUGCCGAAGCUUCUUCGGCGAACUAAUUCCGCCGGGGUACGAGGCCGCCUUCUAUGCCCUUUAUGCCAUCACCGACAAAGGAUCCAGUGUUUUUGGGCCUGCUAUUGUUGGGGCCAUCACCGAUCGCUACGGUGAGAUCAGGCCUGCAUUUGUGUUCCUGGCCGUUCUCGUGUUCUUGCCACUGCCCUUAAUGCUUCUGGUGGACGUGGAGCGAGGAAAACGCGAUGCUCUGGAAUUGGGGGCCGAGUUAGAUGGCAUCCCCGAAGCAACUGGAUAUGGGGCCACUGCUGUUGAGCCGGCGCAUCAAGCGAUCGAAUGA
Molecule: messenger RNA, 1776 nt
Organism: Penicillium alfredii
Lineage: Eukaryota; Fungi; Ascomycota; Eurotiomycetes; Eurotiales; Aspergillaceae
Gene: atg22-1
Product: putative autophagy protein Atg22
Exons: 2
Coding region: 1-1776 (591 amino acids)
Biological process (GO): amino acid transmembrane export from vacuole
Source: RefSeq, a predicted model, not a curated record